This is a messenger RNA of Branchiostoma floridae (Florida lancelet), 2845 nucleotides long. RefSeq lists its product as uncharacterized. Bases 235 to 2661 code for a protein of 808 amino acids. Gene Ontology annotation, biological process: regulation of gene expression. Gene Ontology annotation, cellular component: nucleus. The record is from RefSeq and is a predicted model, not a curated record. NCBI's taxonomy places the organism in Eukaryota, Metazoa, Chordata, Leptocardii, Amphioxiformes, Branchiostomatidae. The transcript has 2 exons.
GCUCCCUAGCGGAAUAUACUGGCACUGCACAAGUGAAAAACGAAAGUGGGGAGCAGAAGAGAGGUCUCCAUAUUUUAAUAUUUGUCUGUAGUUUCGCGCUCCCCUGGGCUUUUGAUUCAGCCAAAGAAAGCGACGUAUUGCCAACAAAUGAUAGUGAAGAACAAAAUUUUCCUGUUUUUAUGCAGGCUGAGUUGGAGUUGAAGCACUCACUGACAGUCUCAGUGUCUAGCAAAAAUGUCACACAUCAAGUGUGCCAUCAAUGACUCAGCAGAGAAGUAUGGAGGAGUCCUUAACAUCAAGGAGGAACUGUACGACCUGGAGUAUGACUAUGACAGGGCAAACCAUUGUGCUCAAAACGUGCCAUUUGAAUUAGGACAACAGCUGGAGACAGCCCUGAAACAGAGUCCUCUUCAUGAUGUAUUUCACCCUAAAGAUGAUACGCAACUUACAGGUUUGUAUACUACAAAAGGAAACAGUGAACAAGGUGUAUUGUCCAGAGAAGGAUUUAGUAGUAACUCUUUCUCCAUGCCUCGCAAUGUCAAAUCAGAACCAGAUUUAAGUGAUACACACCUUACAGGCACAUGGACUUCAGAAGAAGACUGUGAACAAAGUGUAUCAUCCAAAGAAGGAUUUGAUAGAAACCCUUUCUCGAUGCUUCCCAAUGUCAAAUCAGAACCAGAUUUAAGUGAUACACACCUCACAGGCACUACAGAACAAGACUGUGAACAAAGUGUAUUGUCCAGAGAAGGAUUUGAUGGUAGCUCUUUCUCAGCGCUUCCCACUGUCAAAUCAGAAACAGAUUUAAGUGAUAAGCGUAACAUAGGUACAAGGGCAACAGAAGAAAACAGUGAACAAUGUGUAUCAUCCAAAGAAGGAUUUCAUAGUGACUCUUUCUCGGCACCUCCCAAUGUCAAAUCAGAACCAGAUUCAGAACCAGAAAGUUACGAAAGUGUUUGCAUCAAGGAGGAACCAAAUGACCCAGGGUAUGAUGCUGCAGAUCACAAUAACGCUGACAUCCCAUCAUUUGGAGCAGAGAACCAAGAUGGAGAACAGGGUCCUCUCAGGAUUUGGACUGUUACAUCGUCACAGCUUGUGCCUUUGUCUAAAACUAAGGGCCACCAUGCGACUAGGACAAGUUCGGUACAUGAAAACGUUGCUGUUGGUGCCCAGUCGUUACCGAGGGACAAAGACAAACAAGACGUCAAUCAGUCCGCCAUGGAAGCACAAAGCGGGACGUCACAUGAUGACCUUCAAGUGUCCUUGGGAGGACAGGUCAAACGAGGUCAUCAAGAGUCUGUUGUCGAGAUCAAUAAGAGGCAAAAACGAGGGAUCGUCACCUCACCAGCAAGUACAGUUGUUAGACAGGAGGGUGAAGAUGAAGACAUGAUUGAUACUGAGGCUGUCUCGAACAAGAAGACAGCUAUGACGUGCAGUUUCUGCUCGUCGACAUUCACAAGCAAGAUUCUAUACGAGACCCACCAAUGUAGGGACGCCAUCUACUACUGUAAGAUCUGUUACCUGGAAAGUACCAGGCCGCGCCCGUACACCCUGACGCCGCUCCCCAAAGCCGAACGACAUUUCUACCUGCAUUUCCAUCCGGCGUACUUCGGAACAACGGAUCCCACCAUGACGGACUGCCUGACGUUCAAGUGCCAGCUUCCUGAAGAGCUACAAGGGAAGACGUCGCUACUGAAAUACGAGGAGGUAGACUCACUGAAGGAUCUUUACAUUGGGAUCUUCCAGUCACGAGGGGACAACCCGUAUAACUGUGGUUUAUGUGGGGAUAGCUUUACCACAGUAGGUGCUAGGGUGUGGCACAUUUCCAAAGCUCACUUGGAGCACAAGAAUCGGAAAUGUGGCGCAACAGAAUGCGAGAACUCGUUCUACGCGACAAGCCAACAGGACAAGCUUCUGCGGCACAUGUUUGCGGCGCACUGCGACUUCGUGAAGGGACAGUCGGUGCACCUGAAGUGCAAGUUCUGUACGAUGCAGUUUCGGGACCGUACGGACUUAGAGUGGCACUUCUACUGGCACAUGAAACCGGACAUGAAGUUCGGAAUGGCGGCUCAGAAAUAUUCCUUAGGUCAGCCAAUGGAGGAUUUAACAUCCGAAGAUGCUCGUACGUUUCAUUUCCGAUGCACCAUAUGCACUUUUGAAUCUGUGGAUAGCGUGAAGGUGCAACUAUACACGGCCGCGGAUUCACGCGACCACCUAGCCUGGCACUGGAAGAAUCAACUUCCGCCAGAAAUCCGGAAUAAUCCGACCAUUUUCAACUUCGAAGCAGACUUUGACGCAAUCUACAACUUGUACAUGACCCCGCAUGCUCCUGAUGCGAUGGUGAAAUGCAAGUUUUGUGGCAAAAAGGUGACUGGAGAAGGUAUGUGUAGACACUUAGAGUCCUGGCAUAAAGACCACAUCAGGAAACCCCACCGCUGCACACGUCCAGAGUGCAAACAUCUACAGUUCAUAAGGAAACAGGACUUUUUUGGGCACAUGUUCUUGCAGCAUGUCGGCGUUAUCAAGACUGAGACGACGUUCGUGUUUUCGUGUCAGAUCUGCGGAAAGACGUUUCCGAACCGACGUCAGGUGGAAUGGCAUUGCUACGCUCACAGGGUCAGGCUGACGAUUUCAGCAAGACGGUGGAAAACAAAAUGCAAUUGAAAUAUCGAGAAAAAAUGUGCAAUUUAUAUGCAUAUAUAUAUUAUGUAUUAGUAAUGCAAAUAGAUGUACAAUGCUACAUGCAAAUAUAAGUCAAUUAAAGUGCAAUAUUGUAAGGACAUUUUUAUAGAGACGUACAAUGUACUUGAAUGUAGGAAGCACUAUUAAAGUUAUACGCAAACAUUUA